This is a messenger RNA of Corylus avellana, 1041 nucleotides long. The record is from RefSeq and is a predicted model, not a curated record. NCBI's taxonomy places the organism in Eukaryota, Viridiplantae, Streptophyta, Magnoliopsida, Fagales, Betulaceae.
AUGUGCUUGGACUGGAAACUUUAUCCCUCAGAACCAAAUCAUCAAGAAGAAAGCAUUGGUCCACUGACUUACAAGCUACGCCGCCAGGGCAGGGAGCAGGACAGCCGCAGGUGUUGCUGCAAACAGCAGAACCUGGCCUUGUAUAGCUGCCAAGUGGACAUCCAAGUACUAGAGUCCUACACGUGGCAUGGUAAUCCACCGUUGUCUGACGUGGCAACAGGUUUUGAUAUAUCUUUCUUCCCCUGCCGCCUAAAGGCAGAGGCGGUUAGUCCGCAUGCAAUGGAAGCAUGGCAAUAUACGUGGCUAUCCAUAAAGAGAGAAUGGGAGGUAAAGGAAGUGAUUGUUACAGUGAAGGAGCGGCAAUGGGGAUUGGUUUGGUUGGGGGUGGGAGCUCUGCACCGGUUGGGAAUCGGGUUUGUCAUCUCCAUAUUAGCCACUCUAGUCGCCGGGUUCAUGGAAGUGAACCACAAAAACGUAGCUUUAGCACAUGGGCUCAUUGAUCACCCGCAUUCUACCAUCCCCAUAUCUGUCUUCUGGCUUGUGCCGGAGUAUAGCCUUCAUGGGGUGGUUGAAGCUUUCAUGUCCAUUGGGCAUCUCGAGUUUUUCUACGACCAGGCUCCAGAAAGCAUGAGAAGCAGUGCCAUGGCACUUUUCUGGCUGGCAAUUUCAUUUGGUAAUUAUCUAAACUUGCUUCUUGUUUCCAUGGUGCACAAGUUUAGUGCUAAGCCAGAUGGAUCAAACUGCCUUAGAAACGACAACAUAAGCAAGGGGAAAUUGGAGUACUUUUAUUGGUUGCUCACGUUGCUGCAAGUCACUAAUUUUAUUUACUACUUGUGCUGCGCCAAAUUUUAUACAUAUAAGCCUCUCGAGAUCCAGAAAAAGGAAGGUAUUGGGAGCUCUGAAGAAGAUCAUGGGGUGGUGGAGCUUGUAGAUCGGGUUUGAUUAGUUGUAGUUUUAGGUGUAGUUGGGUCCAUAAACAGUUUAAAUAUUGCCCCUGUUUUGCAGUGUCAUUUCUUCGAAAUGAUUAUACUUGUAAAGAAA